AUGGUUUUCCCGGCAGAAGUGCGGAUGGUUGAGCUGAAGUCACUGCAGAUGCUGGCUUUGGGACAGGAAGACCAUUCCUCCAGCCACAAAGGGGGCAGCGGCGAGCAGCCAAAGUCGGUGGGCGUCCUGGAGGGGCAGGGCCUCUCGCCUCUGGGCCGCUGGAUGCUGCAGACCAGGAGCCGUGCGGCCAACGCCACGGGGCUGGAGCUGCCGUACCGGCCCCCCGCGCCCCCCCUGCCUCUCUCCAAGCAGGACUUCUGGGACACGCUGGGAGGAGACUCGCGGCCGGACGGCGGCGGAGGCACCUCGCGCUCCAAGCGCCACCCCAUCGUCAAGACCGGGAAGUUCAAGAAGAUGUUCGGCUGGGGCGACUUCUACUCCAACAUCAAGACGGUGCGGCUCAACCUGCUGAUCACCGGGAAGAUCGUGGACCACGGCAACGGCACCUUCAGCGUCUACUUCCGCCACAACUCCACGGGCCAGGGGAACAUCUCCGUCAGCCUGGUGCCGCCCGUCAAAGCGGUGGAGUUCGACCUGGAGCGGCAGAGCGUGGUCUACCCCAAGGACUCGAAGAUUUUCAACUGCCGGGUGGACUACGAGAAGGUAGACCGCAACAAGAAGACCUCGCUGUGCAACUACGACCCGUCCAAGACCUGCUUCCAGGAGCAGACCCAAAGCCACGUCUCCUGGAUCUGCUCCAAGCCCUUCAAGGUCAUCUGCAUCUACAUCUCCUUCUACAGCACGGACUACCGCCUGGUCCAGAAGGUCUGCCCCGACUACAACUACCACAACGAGAUGCCCUACCUGCCCUCGGGGUAGGCGCAGA
Conger conger (European conger) is the source of this 826-nucleotide messenger RNA. Its product is annotated as neurexophilin-1-like. The record is from RefSeq and is a predicted model, not a curated record. The transcript is spliced from 2 exons. The coding region runs from base 1 to 819 and encodes 272 amino acids. Lineage: Eukaryota; Metazoa; Chordata; Actinopteri; Anguilliformes; Congridae. Gene Ontology annotation, molecular function: signaling receptor binding.